Molecule: messenger RNA, 1902 nt
Organism: Octopus sinensis (East Asian common octopus)
Lineage: Eukaryota; Metazoa; Mollusca; Cephalopoda; Octopoda; Octopodidae
Product: 4-hydroxybutyrate coenzyme A transferase
Exons: 8
Coding region: 344-1795 (483 amino acids)
Biological process (GO): acetate metabolic process
Cellular component (GO): mitochondrion
Molecular function (GO): acetate CoA-transferase activity
Source: RefSeq, a predicted model, not a curated record
UCCUCCUGCUCCUCUGCAAACAUUCACCACCCUCUCCAACCGUGCCUCUCCAACCGUUCCUCUGCUGCUGCUGCAGUUGUCUGAGGAGUCAAAGAAGACGAGAACCAUCAUUCGGCGUUUAAGGGUCCCAGCUAAUCCGGCAGUCGAUCCUUCGUGGUUUUUCAAAGACACAUCAACACGUUUAUAAAGGAACACUUGCGGCACAAAGAACAGACGGCGGCUCACAUUUGCAAUACAUAAAAAUACGUUCAUUUAUAAUUUAUAAAUAUAUUUCUACUUUUUGUGUCGUCCUGAAACAACUUCGCCAAAUUCUUUUAAGUCGGUCAGCGAAAGUAUUGAAGUGAUGUCGUCUCUGAGAGUUCUAAACCGGCUUGUGGGCCGCUACCAUCCCAAGAUCGCAUCAAAUGGGGUAUGUGGGGCCAGCAGAGCCAGUUGGGCUAUUACUAGGGGUUUCUAUGCCGGCACGAUGGAACCGUUCCACCCGUACCCGGAACGCGAACAGAACUGGGUGUCCGCCGAAGAAGCCGUCUCAGUCGUUAAAUCAGGAAUGCGUGUGUUUAUGCACGGUGCUGCUGCAACUCCUGUCAGACUGGUGAAUGCAUUGGCUGAAUAUGGCAAGAAGGCUAACCUGAAGGAUGUUGAAGUGAUCCAUAUCCAUACAGAGGGGCCUGGGACCUACGCAAAACCAGAGUAUGAAGGUAUUUUCCGCAGUAAUUCGCUGUUUUUGGGUGCCAACUGUAGACAGGCUGUGGCUGAAGGUCGUGGUGAUGCCACACCGAUUUUCCUUGGAGAGAUCCCACACCUCUUCAGACGUAAAAUCCUAUCUUUGGAUGUAGCAAUUGUGUCUGUGUGUCCUCCAGACAACCACGGAUUCUGCUCUCUUGGACCCAGCGUUGACUGUGCUCGCAGUGCACUCCAAAAUGCCAAAUAUAUCAUUGGUCUGGUCAAUAAACGCUUACCCCGUACAUUCGGUGAUGGCAUCGUACACAUCUCCCACUUUGAUGCCCUGGUUGACGAGAAUGCAGAGUUGCCUGAACACAAGGAACACAUCCUCUCCGAUGAGGAGAAACAGAUUGGCAAGCUGAUUGCUGAGAAUCUGGUCCAUGAUGGUGCCACCCUGCAGAUGGGUAUUGGUUCAAUCCCUGAUGCCGUCCUGGCCCAACUGGGCAACCACAAGGACUUGGGUAUUCAUUCUGAGAUGUUCAGUGAUGGUGUGGUUGACUUGGUCAAGACUGGUGCCAUCACCAACGCCAACAAAGUUCUGCAACCUGGCAAAAUUGUGAGCAGCUUCACCGUGGGGACCCGCAAACUCUACGACUUCUUGGACAAUAACCCCUUUGUAGUGAUGUGUGAUGUAGCUUGGACAAACAGUGAGGCAAACAUCUGUCAGAAUCCACGAGUGACUGCCAUCAACUCCUGCAUUGAGGUCGACCUUACUGGACAGGUGUGUUCAGACUCCAUUGGGACACGCAUAUACUCAGGUUUUGGUGGUCAGAUAGACUUCAUUCGAGGAGCUGCCCUCAGCAAAGAUGGCCUGGGUAAACCCAUUAUUGCUCUGGCCUCAACUACCAAAAAAGGAGAAUCAAAAAUCCUUCCCACCAUUAAACCAGGUGGUGGUGUUGUCACGUCCCGAGCCCAUGUCCACUAUGUGGUCACGGAGUGGGGCAUAGCCUUCCUGUUUGGCAAGACAUUAAGGCAACGAGCCUACCACCUCAUCCAGAUUGCUCACCCCGACCACCGCGAAAAGCUGGAGAAGGCAGCAUUUGAACGACUGAAGACAAUGCCGGUUCCUUAGAAGAGUUUCAAAGACAUUUAGCAAAAACAAAAACAAAAAAAUGACAAAUAAUAAAAAAAAAAACUGUAACAGAGAGCCAAAGCAAUAACAAAGACUUGUUUGGAGAA